AUGAGCUCCAAUUCACACACUCCUAGAAGAAGUCUGCCGAGAUAUCAAAGUGUCAGACAAGUGCCAUCCAAAAAGCAGCCAAAGCAGUCAAAGCAGUCAUUCACCCAUCAAGACUUCAUGGCAUUCAUUGAACCAUUCUACGAACUUUUAAAAAAGAAAAAUUUUGAGGAGUUUAAAAAGAUGUCAGAAGUUAAAAAUUUUGAUUUUAAAAAAGAAAUAUACGCAAAAUGGUCGGGAUGUCUGAAUGAAAAGCUUUUAAGCUCAUAUCAGUUUGAUGAUAACGUUGAAAUUGAAGAUGUCCAAUUUGGCACAUCAUUAGAGCCCAUAAAACCAAUAGAGUCGCUUGAGUUCGUACCUCCAUUUUAUGAGAAAAACCGUAUUCUUGAAAGCUAUAGGACCUCGAUGUUUAAGGACGCAUUGAAAGAAUACAAACGCCAAGUUGAGAGAAACAAUAAACGCAGAUCUAUAAUACUGAAUGUUAUCCCCAAACGUGCCAGAUAUUCAGCAUAUUUUUACGCAUUUGAUCUGAUUAACAGCAAACUGGAAGAAUUACAAAAAAGAUUAAACGUGCUAAAGAAGAACAUUAAGCCCAAUGAGUUGGAGGCUGACAUGAUCAGAGAGUAUCUUGAUAGAAUUUAUGAAUUUUUCAAUGCUUUUGGAUUUCCAGAUCAGUUUGAUAGCGACGAGAUGAACUAUCCGGACAUAAUUGACGACAUGACUGAUGAAGAAAAAGACACUGAUCUACAGUAUUUUAAAUAG
Molecule: messenger RNA, 759 nt
Organism: Vittaforma corneae ATCC 50505
Lineage: Eukaryota; Fungi; Microsporidia; Nosematidae
Exons: 1
Coding region: 1-759 (252 amino acids)
Source: RefSeq, a predicted model, not a curated record